UCGUGACAAACAACUGGAAUGCUGAAUGGCUCUUUGUUCCUAUUUCUUACGAGACUGAUCUCAGGAACUCAGAAGUUCCUCAUGUCCAGUCCGGUUUGUCUGAGAAGUUUGUAAUGAGUGGAGUGAUCACAAGGCACAGUGUCAAACUGUCGGCUAAAAAUACUCGCGCCGAGCCAAGGAUGAAUAGGACAGAGAUAUAAAUAAAUAAAUCUGAGUUCCUCAUUAUUAGAACUACUCUCAUUAGAGAGUCAGCAUUAGUUGAUCCUGAACGUUGCAAUUGUUCACUAGUAUUUCUAUUUUAUUUAUUAAUAAUAUUAUUUUUUUGUUCGAAUUAAAGCGCUCGUUAGUUUUCAAAUUGCAGAAUCGGAUGAGUCUCAUGUUGAAUUGUGUAUGAGGUAAUUACCGGUGGAACAAUCCAUCAAUUGCUAACCAACUGGUGACACUAAACAUAUGUGGAUAAAGUUUAGAUAAAAAAUGUAGAUGCUUAGUAAAGAAUUUCCAGAGUCAGUCUAGUCUAGCGAUUCAAAAAACAAAGAUGACGACCAAAUCUAUUAUUUUAUUCGUGUUGACACUGUUAGUGACGAAAUAUGUUGAGUCCGUGACAGUGACUGAAGUUAAGGCCGGGCACUUGGCGGAAUUGCCCUGUCUUAGUAGCGAUGACCAUCAUCGAUUCAUGUUUUGGCAAUUGUCAGACGAUAAAAAUAUUAUAGGCCCUGGGAAUCCGCUCGACCACCAAAAGUACAAUUAUGAGGUCCUUACUGGAAAGCUUCUCAUCCGGGGAGUCUCGACAGCAGAAUCUGGUUUUUACAAAUGUGUUUCCCGAGGGAUCCGGGACAACUCGGCAAUUAAUAUACACGUCGUGGAAUUAGUCGUGCAGAAGGAGAUGAACCUUGAAAGCGAUUUUGAGACGAAUCUUCUUCGAGGAAUGACUGUAGCGAUGGUUCUGUUUGUCAUAGUCGCUGUCGUCCUUUUAUGUAUCACUUACAAGAAGCAGAGAAACCACAGAUUAUUCGAGAUGGACGAGUCUCGAGAGAGCUCACCUGCGAAAUACAACGACAAAAUUCAAAACACGACAGCAAUCCCUGUUUCGAGUACUUCUUCCGGGACUCAUGGCGUCGACAACUCGGGCCUGGAUGUAGAUUUUCCAAAAGUUUUCAUACAAAUGCAGAGAGAACAGGCCAUUCCCUAAUGUAGAAUUUGUAGAAACCCGUCGAUAAAGAGAAUCAUUUGUGUAUGGAUGCGUCUGCACGCGGGCAGAAUGAAAUUGCAGUAAGAAGGCUAACCAGGCUGUGUAGUUGAGUUAUUCAUUGUUGAAGCUAAACUGUAUAUAUCUUUCGUAUUUUAAUUUUAUCAUUAAACGCAUUUUAAUUAUA
Messenger RNA from Belonocnema kinseyi, 1373 nucleotides. RefSeq lists its product as uncharacterized. NCBI's taxonomy places the organism in Eukaryota, Metazoa, Arthropoda, Insecta, Hymenoptera, Cynipidae. The coding region runs from base 536 to 1189 and encodes 217 amino acids. The record is from RefSeq and is a predicted model, not a curated record. The transcript is spliced from 5 exons.